CAUACAGAGACGGGAUCGCUUCAGUGGAACACCGCAAAGAUCACUACCAGGUGAGCAUACCUUAUUCGUGUGGUGUUCCACUAAGGAAGAUCCGUCUCGGUGCGACGACGAAGAGACCAGUCUCGAGAAGACGAACAAUUGUGGAACACCGACACAGGUCAUCGUACUCGUUUCAAACGGCCGAUCGUCUCUGCUUCGUAAUGGAAUUUGCGAUAGGUGGCGAUCUGUACUACCAUCUGAAUCAAGGCUUCUCGGAGCCACGAACUCGUUUCUACGGUGCCGAAAUCGUGCUCGCACUUGGAUAUCUUCACGCUAACAACAUCGUCUAUCGCGAUCUCAAGCUCGAAAAUCUUUUGUUGGAUAAGGAUGGGCACAUCAAAAUUGCCGACUUCGGUCUCUGUAAGGAAGAAAUCAGCUUUGGAGACAAAACGAGCACAUUUUGUGGGACACCGGAAUAUUUAGCGCCAGAGGUAUUGGAAGACAAUGACUAUGGUCGUAGUGUAGACUGGUGGGGUGUUGGAGUGGUAAUGUACGAGAUGAUGUGUGGCCGAUUGCCAUUUUACUCACGGGAUCAUCAGAAACUGUUCGAGUUGAUAAUGGCUUCCGAAUUACGGUUCCCAAGUAAGCUCAGUGCAGAAGCAAAACAGCUCUUAACAGGAUUGUUAGUCAAGAACCCCACACAACGAUUGGGUGGUGGACCAGAUGACGCGUUGGAAGUCUGUCAGCAACCGUUUUUCAAGUCAAUUGAUUGGGAGAAGUUAUAUAGAAAGGAGAUAGAGCCCCCAUACAAGCCAUCUGUUCAGAGCGAGACGGAUACGAGUUACUUUGAUAAAGUGAGAGAAUCUCCCAAGCUGAGAAGGAGUCCGGCGUUUCUAUCAAGAAGGUCAGCCAAGAGUAAACCAAUACCAGGAUGCACCAUUGUCCUUGUAUUAAACUAG
Messenger RNA from Angiostrongylus costaricensis, 938 nucleotides. NCBI's taxonomy places the organism in Eukaryota, Metazoa, Nematoda, Chromadorea, Rhabditida, Metastrongylidae. The record is from the annotation of a GenBank genome assembly.